AUGGCGUUCUUAGCCUUUGCUCCAGCAAUAAUGAAUACUGUUGGGGGACUUCUUGGUGGUUUAGUUGGACAACCUCCUCCAACUCCACCUCCACUUCCAGCUCCUCCACCACCUGCUCCGCCUCAAAUUGUUUACGUGACAAAUCCUGCAAAAGAGGUCGUUGAAAAAGUUUUCAUAACUCAAGCUCCGUAUCCACCGGCAACCAGAGCCCCGGAGACAUUGACUACUUAUGGAAUCAUUGGUAUCAUAUUCAUUUUGGUUGUAUGUAUGAUUUCGAUGGCUGGUGGAAUUGGUUUCUAUAUGUGGCAGAGCAGUAAGAUGGAGGCGGAGAAGAGAGCAAACGAGUCGAGAGACAGAGACAGAGAUUUCUACGAGAUGGAAGCGGCAAGAGGACGUGGAGGAAGACGUGGAGGAAGACGUAGUAGAUCAACUAUGUCAACUGGAGGAACUUCUGGAACAAAAACUAGAAAACAUCGUAGAUGA
This is a messenger RNA of Caenorhabditis remanei, 483 nucleotides long. RefSeq lists its product as uncharacterized. The transcript is spliced from 2 exons. Lineage: Eukaryota; Metazoa; Nematoda; Chromadorea; Rhabditida; Rhabditidae. The record is from RefSeq and is a predicted model, not a curated record. The coding region runs from base 1 to 483 and encodes 160 amino acids.